Messenger RNA from Budorcas taxicolor (takin), 2172 nucleotides. RefSeq names its product calcium release activated channel regulator 2A (gene CRACR2A). Bases 1 to 2172 code for a protein of 723 amino acids. NCBI's taxonomy places the organism in Eukaryota, Metazoa, Chordata, Mammalia, Artiodactyla, Bovidae. The transcript has 17 exons. Gene Ontology annotation, molecular function: calcium ion binding; GTP binding; GTPase activity. The record is from RefSeq and is a predicted model, not a curated record.
AUGGCCACCAUUGAUGGGAGAAUGGUCUCCAGACCCCAGGGAUCUGGCCAGGGGCACCAGGGGAGCAGGGCCUGCCUGGGCUCCCUGGAUGACCUGCCGUGCGAGGGGACUCAGGAGCUGGCACCAGCUCGGCUGGCCAUGCUGAGGAGGGCACAGGAAUUCUUUCAGACCUGUGACACUGAGGGCAAGGGCUUCAUCGCCAGGGCAGAUAUGCAGAGACUCCAUAAGGAGCUGCCCCUCAGCUUGGAGGACCUGGAGGAUGUAUUUGACGCCCUGGAUGCUGAUGGCAACGGCUUUCUGACCCCAGAGGAGUUCACCACUGGAUUUAGUCACUUCUUCUUCAGCCAGAAUAACCCAAGUCAGGAAGAUGCAGGUACGCAGCUGGCCCAGCUCCAGGAGGAGAAGGUGUAUCAGAGCAGAGGGGACGAGGACCUGGGCGACAUGGACAAAGAUGAAGAAGCCCAGUUCCAGACCCUUAUGGACAGACUUGGAGCCCAAAAGGUUUUGGAAGAUGAAGCUGAUGUCAAGCAGCUCUGGCUGCAGCUCAAGAAGGAUGAGCCUCACUUACUGUCCAACUUUGAGGAUUUCCUGACCAGAAUCUUCUCGCAGCUCCUAGAAGCCCACGAGGAGAAGAAUGAGCUGGAGUGCACCCUGAAAAAGAAAAUCGCUGCCUAUGAUGAAGAAAUCCAGCACCUCUACGAGGAGAUGGAACAGCAAAUCAAAACUGAGAAGGAGCAGUUUCUCCUAAAGGACACGGAGAGGUUCCGGGCCCGCAGUCGGGAGCUAGAGCAGAAGCUGCUCUCAAAGGAGCAGGAGCUGGAACAGCUGGUCCAGAAGCAGAAGCGGCUGGAAGGCCAGUGCACUGCCCUGCACAAUGACAAGCACAAGACCAAGGCUGAGAACACCAAGCUGAGACUCACCAACCAGGAGCUGGCACAGGAGCUGGAACGGACAUCCCGGGAGCUCCAGGACGCCCAGCAGCAGCUGGAGAGCCUCCGGCAAGAGGCCCACAAGCUCCACCAGGAGAAGGAGAUGGAAGUGUACCGCGUCACCGAGAGUCUGCAGCGGGAGAAGUCGGGGCUCCUGAAGCAGUUGGAUUUCCUGAGGGAAAGGAACAAGCAUCUCCGGGAUGAACAGGACAUACGUUUCCAGAAAGACAAGGCGGCCAGGGCAAACACAGCUGCUUCCAAGCCAAGCCGGAAGCAGAGAUCUGGCUCUGUGAUCGGCAAAUACGUGGACGGCACAGGGAUGCUCAGAAGCCAGUCAGAGGAGGAGGAGGAUGUAUUUGGCAUCCAGAGGCGGAGAAGCUCCCUGGGCCUGAGUGGGUGCCCCCUUCCAGAAGAGGAGCCAGGGCCCGGAGGAACACUCACCCGGCCACUCCGCAGGAUCAUCUCCAUCGAAGAGGACCCGCUGCCCCAGCUGCUGGGGGGCGGCUUUCAGCAGCCACUGAGCAAAUGCUUGGAAGAAGAAGAGGCCUCCGGCCAGGGGGUGGAUAGACAAAGCGGACCUGCCCAACCUCUGGAACUCACACCCACGUCUCCCCGAGGGCAGCCCGUUGGAAAAGAAGCCCUGUCUGAGGAGGAAGGCUUCCCAUCCACCCCAGACCGGCUCUUCAGGAUCGUGUUCGUGGGCAACUCCUCCGUGGGGAAGACGUCCUUCCUGGGCCGGUUCUGUGAUGGCAGGUUCUCCCCAGGCUCGGCGGCCACUGUGGGCAUUGAUUACCGCGUGAAGACGGUGCGUGUGGACGACUCGCGGGUGGCCGUGCAGCUGUGGGACACGGCGGGGCAGGAGAGGUAUCGCUGCAUCACCCAGCAGUUCUUCCGAAAGGCGGACGGCGUCGUGGUCAUGUACGACCUCACAGCCAGACAGUCCUUCCUGGACGUGCGGCAGUGGCUGAGCAGCGUGGAGGAAGCUGUGGGAGACCGCAUUCCUGUUCUUCUGCUGGGCAACAAAAUUGACAACGAGAAAGAGCGGGAAGUGCCGCGAGGCCUGGGAGAGCAGCUGGCCAAGGAACACAACCUGACCUUCUACGAAUGCAGCGCCUAUUCUGGUCACAACACGGAAGAGUCUGUGCUCCAUCUGGCCAGGAUCCUCAAGGAGCAAGAAGACACCGUGAGGGAAGACACCAUUCAGGUUGACCGCCCUGCCAAGAAGAAAGCCUGCUGUGGCUGA